AUGACUAUGGAAUCUGAACAACGACUUUCAUCAUCGGAUUCAACAAUCGUUGGUAUUGUUGAGAACAUCAGAAAAAGUGCUAGUGAUUCAUGGAAUUAUCGUGGUCUAGAACUUUCAAAUGAGAUGCUUGUUUUACUUAUAAGUCAUCCAAAUAUUGAUAAAGCUGCUGCUGCUCUUGAUGUAACGAUUGGUAGUUUAGCUGAUCCAAAAGAUAUUCCUGGCAUUGCUCAUUUUCUUGAACAUAUGCUUUUUAUGGGUAGUUCAAAAUAUCCAGAUGAAAAUGAAUAUUCAAAAUUAAUAGUAGGAAAUGGUGGUUGUUCAAAUGCUUUUACAAGUGAUGAUCAUACGAAUUUUAAUUUUGAUAUUAAUCCAAGUUUAUUAGCAGAUGCACUUGAUAUGUUAGUUUGA
Molecule: messenger RNA, 408 nt
Organism: Rotaria sordida
Lineage: Eukaryota; Metazoa; Rotifera; Eurotatoria; Philodinida; Philodinidae
Source: the annotation of a GenBank genome assembly